AUGCCGAACAAUUGCUCAACGCUUAUUCAACGUAAACAAAAUAUUCUUCAUAAAAUAUUACGGAGCAAUAGUGAAGGCAAAAUCCAGAAUGCUGUAAAUGAAACUACUGCUGCAUUAUGCGUGGCUGGUACUCGAAAAACCCCCGCUUAUUCUCCUACUUCAACUAGCAAUUUAACAACAGCAUCAGCUGCUCGUCGAUCGAAUGCAUUUGCUAAUAAUCGCAUUCAACCUACUUCGAAUCACUUAUAUGAAACACAUUUUCCGUCUAUACGAGAUGCAAAUGAAGAUUGCGAACGACAAAUUCAAAGUCAUGAUGAGCUUCAUUAUCGUCCUCAGUCAAAAAAGGUUUCAACAAAUGCUAGUCCAAAAAGCAAUGGUCUUGCUCCAUCGACUUCGAUUUCAUCUAUAUUUAAUGCGCUUACAAAGCGGUCAACAGAAAAUUUCAUGAGUACAUACGGUGAUUUUGAAGAUACAGUUAAUCCAAGUGCAGUACCACCAGCUAGUCGUCGAUCACAACAUUCGCAUCAAACAAAUGAAAUCAAUCACAACACAAUGAAACAAACUGUAUUACCUCAAAAAAAAUCGGGUGAUACUACGGGUGAUAUUCAUUUAUCAAGUAGUACUGUUGAUAAAAAUCAACAGCGAACAUUAGGAACAUCAGUUCGAGUUCGAACAAACAUACCACAAAUACAUGUUGAAGCUUCGCUUAUACAAGAAGCAACGACUAGAGAACGAACUAAUACUGGUCAAAUUUAUCAACGUCGUAUUACUCACAAUGUCAAAGCUCCUAUCAAACAAAAAAUUGAUAAAUAUCGCCGUCGUUCGGGAGAAAAUUCACAGGCAGUAAAUGGAAGUACACCAAAUGGUUUAUCUCCUACUUCUCCUUCGUUUACUACUUCACCAUUUGCUCAUCCUAAACAACCACCAUCAUCUCCAACAGCAGUUCAUCGUGUUUCAUCCGAUGCUGAAGUCGAAGCUCGCCUAGAAGUUCUUCGUUUAUCAAUGGACAAUAAUUUUAUUCAAGCAGAUAAACAAUCACAAAGUCAACCGACACCACAACAACCAAUCCAUCCUCGCAUUAAGUCUCCGUAUUUGUCUAAUAAUAAUCAUCAUCAUCAUCAACAACAGGUAACUCUAAAACUAUCAGCAUCAAAUCCGCCAACUCCACCUGUUCGUCUUCGUCGAACAAAUGGAACAGCACAACCAAUGUCUUCAGCCAAUUCUUCUCGGCAUGUAAAACAACAACAACAAUCACAUUUAGCUAAACAAUCGAAAAAGUCUGGCUCAGGAAAUCUUUAUUUACAAUUUAUCGCAUCUCGACAUUUUUCAGCGUUAGAUGAAAAUUUAUUUGAUUGUGAUAUUGAUCAUCAAAAAUUAUUAAAUAUAUUUACUUGGAUUAAGGGGGUUGAAGAACAUCGCCAUGAACAAUUAGAUCAUGAAUUUCUAUUAAAUGAACAAUAUCAACGUAUGCUUGAUCAAGAAGAAGAUCUAUCAUUAUAUUCUGAGGUACAAUUUGCUGUUGAUGAUAUACCAGCAAAUACAACUGGUAGACCGUGUGAAAAAAUUGAAACAAUGCAAUUUGGUGACUAA
Rotaria socialis is the source of this 1590-nucleotide messenger RNA. NCBI's taxonomy places the organism in Eukaryota, Metazoa, Rotifera, Eurotatoria, Philodinida, Philodinidae. The record is from the annotation of a GenBank genome assembly.